AUGCAUUCUCUGUUUCGCCCUUAUUCUUCUUCGUCCUCUGCUCUGUUUCUACUUCUUCUCCUCCUCCUCACUCUCCAACCUCUAACCUCCAUCUCUCUCUCUCAACCCGAAGCUCUCCCUUCACCUGAAAAGUGCGGAAACUUCUCAAUCUCUUUCCCUUUCCAUCUUUCCUCCUCCUCCUCCUCCUCGGUAGCUUUUCGACUUACUUGCACAAACUCAUCAACUCUGUUUCUCCACAUAAACAACCAAACCUACCGAGUCAUCGAAUUCUUCACAGACGGUCUCCUCGUAGACUUCCCUUCUUCCUCUCCUUGUCGCCAAUUCAACGACUUACGCUCUUUCCCUUUCUCCACGAACCAAUUCUUCUCCAUCUCCUUCGAAAACGUAAUCAGUCUUUACGACUGUGAAGACUCUUCUCUCUGCAAAGCCGGUUGCGAAAGCAACGUUCUCAUCGGUUGCGACGGCAGGGAAGAAGACGAAACCUCCGGUGGAGAUAUCGGAUGUUGCUAUCCUUUGUCUGAUCACAGCGCGUGGCGUACCGUUGAUGACUUCUCUGUUUUUGGUAAAUAUGGAUGCAGAGGAUUCUCUUCGUGGGUUAUUCCGAGAGGCACGAACAGAGGUAAACGAGGCGUUAAGUUAGAGUGGGCGAUUCCUAGAAACUCUUCUGAUGCUAUUUGCGAUCCUGAGGCUCGAACUGUCAACGCUACAGCCAUACAAGGAAGUGUUCGUUGUGUGUGCCGAGAUGGGUUUGCUGGCGAUGGCUUUGUCCACGGAACCGGUUGCUUGAGAUCUUGCUACAGAGAUGGAAAUGAAGUAUAUGGAAAUAAAUGUGAUUUUAAGGAACAUAACGGAAAGAAACUAACCGUUUUAGCUGGAGUGUUAGCUCCUCUAUUUAUACUCGGCUCACUCUUAGCACUCUUCUGUCUCCUAAAACGCCCGGUAACAUCAACUCACGAAGCUCAACACUUCGAUCACUCUCCGACAACAACUACUACAAGUGUUUCAUUUCGCAAAGGUUACAACAAGACUCGUCUCUUCACAUACCGUGAGCUAGAAGAAGCCACCAAAGGGUUUCAAGAUUCACAUAAACUCACACAAGGCAAAACCGGAACUAUCUACUCAGGUAAUCUAAAAAACGGAACACGUGUGAUCAUCCACAAGGUUCUAUGUGAGAACCAGAUUGAGUUCUUGGAGAUUUCGUCUCAGAUCGAUCAUCUAUCCGCGGUUUUGCAUAGGAACCUCGCGAGAAUCAUAGGUUUCUGUAUGGAUAUUGGAUACAAUCCGGUCGUUGUUUACGAGUAUCCGGUUAACGGGUCGCUUGGGGAUCGUUUGCGUCUAGGGCUUGACUGGUGCAAGAGAGUUAAUAUUGUAGCUGAAGUAGCGGGUUUACUUGCUCUGCUUCAAUACGAGAACUAUCCACCGAUCUUACACAACAACAUUGGUUCGGGUUACAUCUUCUUAGACGAAGACUUUCAAGCUAAAGUCACAGGCUUUGGAUUACAGAGGAGACAGAGGACUGAUAGUAGUAUGUACGAUGUGGCGGUUUUGCUUCUAGAGAUUGUGACUGGAUCAAAGCAGAGAGAAGAGACGGUGGCUCAGGCGUUGCAGAGGAUUAAAGGCGGUAAGCUUGAAGAAAUUGUGGAUCCUUGUUUGUAUUUUCAUGAGCAGCCAGGGGUUUAUAGAGAGCAGAUUGGUUUAGUUGCUGAUAUCGCGACUCGGUGCGUUUUGUUUGGUGGUGAUGGGAAGUUUGGGAUGGUUGAUGCGGCUAGAGAGCUGUUGCAGAUCGCUGAAAAUAACGGUGGAGUCGGUUUUGAUAAGAAAGGAGAUGGAAUAGAGGAAACGUUUUCGAAUUCGAGUUUGCUUCAGAUGAUUUCUAUGUCUCCUGAUUCUAUCUAUCUCCCUAAGACAUGAGUAAAGGAAACAGAGGAUAUUAAGGGCUUUUUAUUUUUGCUUUGUUUUGUUUUGAAUGUAUGUAAUGUAAAACGC
This is a messenger RNA of Eruca vesicaria subsp. sativa (arugula), 1986 nucleotides long. The record is from the annotation of a GenBank genome assembly. Lineage: Eukaryota; Viridiplantae; Streptophyta; Magnoliopsida; Brassicales; Brassicaceae.